Molecule: messenger RNA, 6657 nt
Organism: Lachancea lanzarotensis
Lineage: Eukaryota; Fungi; Ascomycota; Saccharomycetes; Saccharomycetales; Saccharomycetaceae
Gene: CDC39
Product: LALA0S02e06282g1_1
Exons: 1
Biological process (GO): nuclear-transcribed mRNA catabolic process, deadenylation-dependent decay
Cellular component (GO): P-body; CCR4-NOT core complex
Molecular function (GO): molecular adaptor activity
Source: RefSeq, a predicted model, not a curated record
AUGCUUCCAAAGCAACUCCCGGAUAUCGAUUUAAGCACGGAAGAAAUUGAGGCCGCAACAACUACAUCCCAAAUUAGCAUCACCCAGAUUAGUGUUCUUAUCACCAGUCUCAACACGAAAAACUACGCACAGGUGGAACGAGAGAUUCACGACCUAUUACAGAGAUCGCCAGCGUACGUAUACGAAAAGUACUGGAGGAAAUUAUUGCCACUGGCAUCCGUGCAUAUCAAACAGCACCAUAAACUAGACACAGAAACCGAUUUGGUACACCGUUUGCUGUACCGUUUGUUUCAGGAUCUACCCCUCAAAAGCCCAGAAGUGUUGAAUCGUGUGAGAAACGACGUGUUUCAAAACCCUGAAAUUCAAUCCCAAACCGGACUACAAGUCCAAGACCUUAUACAGACGCUAGAUCCGGACCGUGACCAGCAGAUUAUAAGUCUGAUUGAUCCAGCACCCACAAUUGACCGCUUAACACGUAUCAAAAACCUCACAAUGAACGCAGCUCUAUCUUUGCAGAGAUUUCUGGCAACUGAAUCGCCAACAACGUUGGAACAGAAUCUAAGCAGUCUUCUUUGCUCUUUAAAGGGCGAAAACCUCAAUGAUUUUGUGGCCCUCAUUUUAUCAGAAACCCUCGCCCCUUAUUCCCAGAAUAUACAGCCGCCAAACUCCGCGUGGUUCACGCCCGUUGCAAUAGGCGAAGCAGGUCAAAGAGGAACUCAAUUAUCAAAUGCCUUCACGAAACUUGGUCCUUCGGCUGUUAACUGGAAUCGAGUUUUCAAUUUAAUGUCGACAAAGUAUUUUUUGGACCUUCCAAUUUCUGUCUCGUUGGCAUCAUUGAACCAGCUGUUGGCUGCCUUAAAUCGUGGUCGUUUAAUCGAUCAGUUCCUGAAUUGUGAUUGGAAUGUUCAGUUCAAGCUCAAUAUUUGUCUUCUAUUUCACAAAUGGAACCUGCAACAGGGAUGCAUUGACCUUUUGAGCCUGCCAGACAUUAAGAAGAUUUCCAAUAAUCUAUCCACUAAUAACUCCAAAACGACUUUACUAUCUCUCAAGUCGAUUGCACGGCUAGAUGUUGAGAUUUUUCUGCUGAGAGAAGAACUCACAGGCAAUCCAAUGUUACCCAUCUUUCAAGAAUGUUUUUUUGAAGACUACGACUAUGCUCCAGAGUUUUUAGCCUUGGCCGUAAUGACAGAAGCGAAACACUUCGGUCUGCUGGUCGAUAACGCUGCAAUAAUCGACGAUUUGCUUAUCACUUUACUAGUCAAGGUGUUUGAAAAGAUGCCAAGCUCCAUGUCCGAGCUCAUCAAGCAGCUACCGUUCGAAAAAGUGGUGGAUCUCGGCAUAGUGAUAAUACGGAAGGAAUCUUCACCCUUAGCCUCCCUUCUCCAAAUCCUAUCCGAGGAGCAUCUUUUGGAGGAUUUCAUGAAUGCAUUACCAUUUAACGAAGCAUUAAAAGCAAGUCCGGCUGCAAAGAAAGCUGGCUGGACAGCAUUUGAUGAUUAUAUGAAAACACAUUUGACGAAGGAAACUCUACCUGUCAUACUCCAAUUCUUGGAGCUACAGUCCAAAAUGGAAGAACCAACUACGCCUUUUUAUCCUUCAAAAGUUUACGAUCUAUCUGCAUUACACUAUAUCAUCACUUUGCUGAAUUCAUUUUCCUUGAGUCAGGUUCAAAGAGAGAAUUUAGAGAGCAUCGAGUUUUCGCUAAUAAUAGCGUUCCCAAGAUUGAUAAACUUUGGGUACGGUCAUGAUAAAGCUAUUCUCGCCAACGGUGACCUGGUCCCAAUUCCAAUGGAUGUUGAAAAGGAGAUGCAAAAUUAUCUCCAAAAGAUGUACAGUGGAGAAUUGGCCAUCAAGGAUAUUAUUGAGAUCCUCAGAAAACUGAGGGAUAGCGAUGACCCUCAUGAUCAGGACUUAUUUGCCUGUAUGGCGCAUGCCGUGCUCGCAGAAUCUAAUUUUUUCAAAGACUACCCAUUGGAAGCGCUGGCAACCACCUCUGUUCUUUUUGGUUCCAUGAUUCUAUUCCAACUUUUACGAGGUUUUGUACUUGAUGUUGCCUUCAACGUUAUACUGAAUUUUGCCACUGAUGGUACGGACUCAAAAAUGUUUAAAUUUUCCGUGCAGGCACUAUAUGCAUUUCGUAUGAGGCUCAAGGAGUUCCCACAAUACUGUAGGCACCUAAUUGAGGCUGUACCCGCUUUACAAAGCCAGCCUCAAAUAUUUCAGACGUUGAGUCAGGCGGCUGCUCAAUCGCAAGAAAGGCCAUCGAAUGGUCAAGGUAAUAUCAACAGGCCUCCCGAGAUGGUAGCGCUGAAUUUCUUCUCCAUCAACGAAGUUCCCCCAAAGGUAAUUCAAGAAAACCCACCCAAGGAAGUCACCGAAAAGAUACUGUUUAUUGUGAACAACAUCACCGAUGACAAUUUCGACGGUAAAAUUGAAGGACUAAAGUCGAGCUUAAAAGAGACAUUUUACGGAUGGUUCUCCAAUUAUUUGGUUAAUCAACGUGCAAAGACUGAGCCAAAUUACCAUUCACUUUACGCGAGACUUGUGGAAUCUUUGAGCUCCGACCUUCUUUUUGAAUACGUUUUGAACGCUACUUACAAACAGCUUUUGUUGUUACUGUCCACUAAAGACGUUCAAUCGAAUGAGAAAAAUUAUCUGAAGAAUCUCGGCGCUUGGCUGGGAAAUGUAACACUUGCUUGCAACAAACCGAUCAAGCAUAGUAACGUGGCUUUCCGUGAAUUAUUGCUCGAUUCCCAUCGUGCGAGUCGGCUUGAAGUUGUUGUACCCUUUGUUACAAAAGUACUUCAACAAGCUGCCAAAUCCAAGGUUUUUAGACCACCAAAUCCGUGGACGGUUGGGAUUCUUAAGGUUUUGAAGGAGCUCAAUCAGAAAGCGGGUUGGAAGCUUAAUCUGACAUUUGAGGUUGAGGUCUUGUUUAAAACUUUAAAAGUCAAAUUGGAGGACGUUGAAGCUAGCGAAAAUGUCGACAAUGCUGAUAGCAUUGCACUUCUGAGCGGCGAAAUUGCAGCCUUGAGCCCUGAGCAGCAACAAAUUGAGCAACAGCAACGGGUGUUGGUGAUGCAGCAAUAUCAACAACAAUUCGCACUCAUGCAACAGCAACAGCAACCUAGUCAGCAGCCACAACAGACGUUGCAACAACAGAGGGGUCUCUCUAAUGGUAAUCUUGCUCAUAUCGAUCAGGUGCCCGCAGCAGAAGGACAAACCACUGACACUCCUUUCAGUACUCUCCUCGGCAAUACCUUGUUCGUCACACAUCCCGACUUAAGACGCGUUUUUCAAAUGGCUAUCGCAAAGUCGGUCCGAGAGAUCUUGGUUCCAGCUGUGGAUAAAUCUUCUAGCAUUGCAGUAAUAACUACUGUAAACAUCGUGCUGAAGGAUUUUGCAACUGAAGUCAAUGAACUGAAGCUAAAAACGGCAGCUGUGACCAUGGUUAGACAUUUGGCCCAAAGCUUGGCUCGUGCUACCUCAAUCGAGCUUUUGAAGGAUACAAUUCGUUCAACGACACAAUCUCUUGCACCCAAUCUGAUGAAUGUACCUAACUCUCCCAUUGAAGAGCUGAACACUGCCAUAAACGACAACAUCGGUUUGGCCCUCUCGCUAAUUGAGAAAGCUACAAUGGACAAGGCAACUCUUUAUGUUGGUGAGCAAUUGAUGCAAGCAGUGGCCAUCCGAAGAUACCACAAAGAAAGAAGAGCAGAUCAAUUAUUUCUUGCUCAGAACGCUAACCCCUACUCUCUGAACCUACCCGAGCCACUUGGAUUAAAGGCGACCGGUAUAACGCCCCAGCAGUUCAGAAUAUACGAGGAAUUCGGUAGUAGUGGCUCAAUAGGUCAAGGUAUCGCUCCUCAAACUCCCAAUCUACCUUCCGAAGGUGCACUUGGGCUUAGCCAACAGCAGCUUUUCGGUCAACAGCACAUUCAGCAACCACAGCAGGAUCAGCAACAGUUUGGUCAACAGCAUCCUCAGCAGCAACAGCAGGAUCAAAAACAGCAACAGCAACAGCAACAGCAACAGCAACAGCAACAGCAACAGCAACAGCAACAGCAACAGCAACAGCAACAGCAACAUCAACAGCAACAACAACAACAGCAACAACAGCAGCAGCAGCAGCAGCAGUUGCUCCUUGAGCAACAAAAACAAUUCCAACAGUUGCAACAGCUUCAACUACAGCAGCAGCAGCAGCAGCAGCUCCAGCAGCAGAAGGAGCGUGAUCAGGAGCAGGAAAAAAGCCGCGCUGGCGAGCAAGAGAAGGAUACCGAGCUAGACUAUGCACCUUUGCAACAACAAUUUCAACAGCAGCAACAGCAGCAACAACAAUUACAACACUUGCAGCAGUCUCAACAAAACCAUAUCUUGCUACAACACGCACAGCAACAGCAAGGGCAGUCUCAACCAGGCACACCCCAACUACAGCCCCAAGCCGUUGUUCAAGCGGAAUUGGAACAGAGUCACCGAGUUCUGGUACUAUUGAUGGACAGCCUUGUGGCGCAGAUUAAGGAGAACGCGAAUAAAGUGCUUGCCAACUUGGGUCCUAACAACGGUAUUAACGACAUUCUGCUCCAAAUCCUCACGCUAAUAUCAAGAAGCAAUCAAAAAGAUCAACUUGCCUUGAAAGUUUCACAAGCAGUUGUUAACAGCAUGUUUGCCACCAGUGAAAGUCCCCUCUGUAGGGAGGUACUCUCCUUAUUACUGGAGAAACUAUGCUCUCUUUCGGUAGUGGCAAGAAAGGAUGUAGUCUGGUGGCUCGUAUAUGCCUUAGAUACCAGAAAGUUUGAUGUCCCUGUUAUAAGGUCACUAUUAGAAGUGAAUCUCAUCAACGCAUCUGAGCUCGAUAAUGUUCUUGUUGUUGCGAUGAAGAAUGGGAUGGAGGGUGCUGUUACAUUUUCUGUUGAUCUGCUUCGCGAUGUGGUUUUGUCAGAAGCUCCUCUUUUCAUGAGGUCGGAGUUUUUGGAGACCAUCAGCUUCCUCAAAACUAUUGACAGUGAAUUAACUCGUUCGUUUUUUGAAAUUUUGGAAAAAUCGCAGGUCUUACCUUUGAGCCAAGUCUCGAAGGCUACCAGUCAGGAAAAGAUGUUUCUUGUUUUCACCGAGUGGGUCAAACUUCUCCAGCGGGUUCCGGAUGACGACAUUAAAGUUACUGUUUUUAUUCGUCAAAUGAUGGAUAAAGGUGUGGUCAAUUCGACAGAAAAUGUUAUUCAGUUUACGAAGGCGGCGAUAGAGCUUUCUGUUGGGUCAUUCAAGGAGAGUGAUCCAACCAGCGAAGUUUUCAUCGCUGCAGAUGCAUUUAGCAAGCUGAUUGUUAAACUUUUGGUACUACAAACUUUCACCGAUGUGAGUCGUUCCGAGUAUCUCAGGUUAAUGCUCUCUGUUAUUACAAUGGUUUUCUCCGAGGAUCAAGGGAUGGUAGGUAACAGCUUCAAUGAACGGCCAUACUUCAGACUUAUUUCAAGCUUGCUAUGUCAAUGGGAAGAGGCUAGCGCUCAUAGUUUCAUGAAAAUCCAGGACCAGCAAUAUAGAAACGAACUGGUUGAAUUUUCACCCGACUUUUACAACAUAAUUGCAUCUUUCCUACACGCGUUCCAACCCAUCGCAUACCCAGGUUUUUCUUUCGCUUGGAUUACUCUGUUAUCGCACAGAAUGUUUUUGCCUAAGAUGUUGAGACUUCCAGGCAAGGCAGGAUGGUCAAAAUUGGUGUUGUUAUUCACAGACCUUUUGAAGUUUAUGGCACAGUACACAAAGAGAAGUGAUGUCCCGGACGCGGUUUCUGUGGUGUACAAGGGUGCCCUAAGAGUAUUCUUGGCAGUUGCGAAUGAUGCGCCCGGAUUUCUAGUGGAGAACCAUUAUGAGUUGCUCAAUAAUUUGCCUCCAGUUUACAUGCAGUUGAGAAAUGUGAUUCUGAGCGCGAUACCCAAAAAUAUGGUUUUGCCAAAUCCUUAUGAUGCGGAGCUUCGCAUCGGCGAUGUCGAGUCUUGUCAACAUGUACCCAACGUGUACUACGACCCCGUUCGAGAUCUCAAGAAUCUCAAAAAACCAGUGGACAAUUACCUAAGAAUUCCAAGCGCUUCUUUGUCAAGAGUAGUUUCAACAAGUCUUUUCAAGCCCGGUUCUCAGAAAGAUACUGGUAUUGGAUACGACAACGUGUCGGUUGAUACGAAACUCAUAAAUGCCAUUGUCUUGCAUGUCGGGAUUGAAGCUGCUUUGGAGAAGGACAAAACCACCGCGACCGCCAUUUUCAACACCAAAUCCUCGUAUUACACUCUUUUGGCCAGCAUGUUGCAUGACGGCAACACAGAGGUGCGGUUCCAUGUGGUGCAAGCGAUCGCCAAUCAAUUGCGUUAUCCCAACGCGCACACGCAUUGGUUCAACUAUGUUCUGAACAAUUUCUUUUUAUCCGAGGACUGGGGCAACAACACCGCUGAGAUACAGGAAAUAAUCGUGAGGACCUUAUUGGAGCGCGUUGUAACCAACAAGCCACACUGCUGGGGUAUCGUGGUUACUUUCACCGAGCUUCUCAGGUCUUCUGAGUGCUCCAUCAUGACUUUGCCAUUUGUGAAAACCGUUCCAGAGAUUGAACAUAUCAUCAAGCACCUCUCGAACUAUAUCAACAAUCCCAAAGACUUGUCCAAUGCUGACGGC